This is a messenger RNA of Lagopus leucura (white-tailed ptarmigan), 847 nucleotides long. It is a transcript of the gene KCTD4, whose product is annotated as potassium channel tetramerization domain containing 4. Gene Ontology annotation, biological process: protein homooligomerization. Gene Ontology annotation, molecular function: protein binding. The record is from RefSeq and is a predicted model, not a curated record. NCBI's taxonomy places the organism in Eukaryota, Metazoa, Chordata, Aves, Galliformes, Phasianidae. Bases 74 to 847 code for a protein of 257 amino acids. The transcript has a single exon.
AGGUGCUCUUAAAUAAAAAUUUCUCUUUCCAAGCUGACAAGAACAAAGCAAGAUCGCUGUGCCUGCUUCGAUAAUGGAGAGAAAAUCAAACAGGAGAGCAAAGGAAUCUGAAGAAAACCACAGCAACUUCGAGGGCUCUGAGCAAGACAAGGACUAUAAAACGUCUCUGAUUACUCUGAAUGUUGGUGGCUAUCUGUACAUCACACAAAAACAAACACUAACCAAGUACCCAGAUUCUUUCCUCGAAGGUAUCAUCAACGGAAAAAUAAUGUGCCCGUUUGAUGCAGAUGGACAUUACUUCAUAGACAGAGAUGGACUCCUGUUCAGACACAUUCUGAACUUCCUACGAAAUGGAGAACUUCUUCUACCGGAAGGGUUUCGAGAAAAUCAACUUCUGGCACACGAAGCAGAUUUCUUUCAGCUGAAGGUCUUAUCGGAUGCAGUGAAAUCGAGGUGGGAGAAGGAGCAGCUCGCAUCUCGAGAGACCACUUUCCUGGAAAUAACUGACAGCCACGACCGCUCGCAGGGGCUCCGGAUCUUUUGUAAUGCUCCUGAUUUCAUAGCAAAAAUAAAAUCCCGAAUCGUACUGGUGUCUAAAAGCAGGCUGGAUGGAUUUCCAGAGGAGUUUUCAGUCUCUUCGAAUAUAAUUCAAUUCAAAUACUUCAUAAAGUCUGAAAACGGUACGCGACUUGUGCUGAAGGAGGACAACACCUUCGUCUGCACCCUGGAAACUCUUAAGUUUGAGGCAAUUAUGAUGGCUUUAAAAUGCGGAUUCAGACUGCUGACCAGCCUGGAUUGUUCCAAAGGAUCUAUUGUUCACAGCGAUGCACUUCAUUUUAUCAAGUAA